AUGCGUCUAAUUCACACGCAUUCCCUUGAGCUCUGGGAAUUCGCCGAUAAUGAAGUACCAGAAAAAUAUGCCAUCCUUUCUCACCGCUGGGAGAAGAAAGAGGAAGAGAUAUCUUUCCAAGAGAUGCUGCACGCAAAUGAUGUGACCAGGCAUAAAAUAGGAUAUCGAAAGAUCGAAAGUUUCUGUGAAAAUGCUCGCGAUGAUGGAUUCGAUUUCGCGUGGGUCGACACAUGUUGCAUCAACAAGGACAGCAGCGCUGAGCUGUCCGAAGCCAUCAACUCCAUGUUUCGAUGGUAUCAGCAGGCCAAAAAAUGCUACGCGUAUUUGGCUGACGUCCAUACCAUUGAGCAACUAUCUAGUAGUAAAUGGUUUGAGCGGGGCUGGACAUUGCAGGAAUUUCUGGCACCCAGCAAGAUCCACUUUUUCUCUGAUGACUGGACUAUGCUUGGAAAAAAGAAAACGCUUAUUGAUACCCUUGUUAAAAUUACAAGGAUUCCUCACAAAGUCCUCAGUCAACCUAUAUAUUUAAACGAAGUCUGUAUCGCCAAAAAAAUGUCCCGGGUCUCCCAGCGCAAGACAACACGACCAGAAGAUAUGGCAUACUGCCUGAUGGGUAUAUUCAAUAUCAACAUGCCUUUGCUAUACGGAGAAGGUGGGGUGAAAUCCUUCCUCCGAUUGCAAGAAGAGAUCAUUAAAACCUCAAGCGAUACUACAAUUUUCGCCUGGGUUGACUCAAAUCCGAGUCGUCAUGCGGACCUCUAUGAGCCACAUGGACUACUGGCCACAUCGGUACAACACUUUGCCGAAUCCCACGACAUUUUUCAAACUUCUGAAUUCGAGGAACCGUAUUCAAUGACAAAUAGAGGUCUUCGAAUUGAACUUCCCAUCUUCAACGUCAGUGUUGACAUGAGGCGUUAUGCCGUGGCGAAGCUAUUUUGUUCACGCAAGCAUGAAUUCGAAAAGGUGGAUAUAGGUGUAUAUCUGGCGAGAUUGGAUGACAAACGUUUCUGUCGGAUUAUCGUUGAUCGUUUCUCAAACUUGUACGGUAAAGAGAAUUCGAAGUCUCCCCAAUCACCUCUCACAUUAUUCAUCCCGCAAAGACUUUCUUUGGAUGAACAGGCCAAAGCUAGACUUCAGGCUACAACACCAAAAUACUAUGACCCUCUGCAAAAUUGA
Molecule: messenger RNA, 1176 nt
Organism: Penicillium cosmopolitanum
Lineage: Eukaryota; Fungi; Ascomycota; Eurotiomycetes; Eurotiales; Aspergillaceae
Product: heterokaryon incompatibility protein-domain-containing protein
Exons: 1
Coding region: 1-1176 (391 amino acids)
Source: RefSeq, a predicted model, not a curated record